Molecule: messenger RNA, 351 nt
Organism: Triticum turgidum subsp. durum (durum wheat)
Lineage: Eukaryota; Viridiplantae; Streptophyta; Magnoliopsida; Poales; Poaceae
Source: the annotation of a GenBank genome assembly
AUGACUCAGCAGCCAUGGACGCCACAUCUGCUUGGGAAUGUGGCCGCAACAGAUUGGUAUUUGUUGGAUGGCAACUCUAAGCUGCAUGUUCAUUGGGAGAAUCAUGAUGAAUCUUUGAUGAACACUGUCAAAGAUGAAAAGGCGAAUUCUUUGAUUCCCCGGGCUGUCAGGGAUUUUGUACUUCCAGCAGGUUUUCUAGUUUCUUGUAGGUUCCUGCAUAAGAGGUCAUUAUUGCAGAGUUGGAGACUGACACUAUGUUUAUCAUUACAUGCUAUUGGAAUUCCCAACAAACUUGACAGGAUGGAUCAGUCACACGUUGGUUACAUCAAGUCUUCUAAAGGUAUCCCGUAA